AUGGAUCCUCUUUCUGGCGCGCUGGGGGUGGUAGCCGGCGUCACAAGCAUUGUCUCCAUCAUUGGGAAGUCAGUUGUGGCCCUGAAUCAACUCCGCCAGAAGUAUCGAGACGCAGAACUCAAUAUCACGCUUUUAACGGGUCAGCUACGAAUCAUCCAGAGAGCACUGCUUCAGGUCCAAGGUUGGGCGCAAAAUUUACAGGGCGAUUCGCAACACUACCAGCUCUUGUUAGACCUUUCAGAUGCGGUUGCGCAUUGCAAACUACUUGUCGAAUACAUCCAUAACCAGAUCUCAAAGUUUCAGUGGGGCGACGACGCGCUGCUCGGACCUGGAAGCAAAGUCAUUUACUUGUUGGAGGACCAAGCGACCAAAGAUUGCCUCGCCCGGCUCGCCCUUCACAUCAACACUCUCAACCUGUGCCUGACGGCCACUCGGUGCCUAACACCACAGGAUCAAGGACAGCUGCUGCAUAGGAAGGCGAGCAGAAAAGUCUUCGAUCGGGCGAAAGACGACGCUACUUCGCUUAUUGGCUUCCGGGAUUCCGCUUCCUUUGCGACCUUUAGGACCAACCUCUCGACAGAUACGAAAUUUUCAAGGACGUUCGACUUCGAUGGCCUACUGUUGAGACACAAGAUCUAUCAGAACACUUUCAGGUCGAUGCUGAGGCGUGCUAAUUCUCCUACGGAAGAGCGUGCCGUGAAGAGAGGACAACGCCGGGCACUUUCCGACACGCCCGUUCUUCAGCUUAAGACCACAGCGAGGGACUCAGCCAAAAUCGAUCUGGUGCUAAAGGCAGAUGCCCGUAAACUGAGCAAAGAAGUCAAAAUCCUUGCGGUUGGUGACAAGCAUGGCAGAUCUAGCAUCGUCAAGCAGAUGAGGCAACGAUAUGGCCAACCAUUCUCGGAUGCCGAAAUUGAAGACUACAGAAGGUCCAUCACAUCCCUGGCUAUCAAGGCUCUUGUUGCUGUUCUUGAUUAUGUCACGGAUCUUGGAAGGGGAUUCGUGAGACAAGCUAGCAGGGACCAUGCCGACAUCAUCCUGGCGUUUUCAAAAUCUGGAGCGCCAGAAUGGAGCGUAUCCACAGAAAUUGCAGCCUCUGUGAAGCACAUCUGGAAUAACUGGCAUGUCCAACAAGCCUUUUCAGCCAUGCGGAAAGAUGGACAAACUGCCUUCUACCUCAGUGCGAUCGAAAGGAUUUGUCGGCCUGACUACAAGCCUAACAAUAUUGACAUCAUUCGAGGGCCUGAGAACUUCGAGACAAUGCGAGAAACCGAAUUGAUAUUGCCAUCAUCGACACUGCGUGUGAUUGAACUGCGGGAACAGCACGCCAUGAAGAUCAUGUCGCAGUUUGCCGAUGUCCAGUUCUGCCUCUUUCCCAUCGACCUGACAUGCUAUGACCGGUACCACGAUGACGCCAAUCAGACCAACGAACUUCGAGAAAGACUAUCUUACCUCAAAGGUAUCUGUCUGUCCAGCUACUUUACCAAGAGCAUAAUCCUGCUCGUCCUCACCAAUGCGACGGCAUUCAAAGACCGAAUUGCCAUGUCGCCCAUGAAGAGUCAUUUCGACGACUAUACAGCUGGCAAUGACUUCCAUGCGGCAACGAAGUAUAUUCUGAAGAAGUGCAGGCAAGUUAAUCGAACAGAGCUGCCGCUGUUCUGGCACAUUCAUGAUUUGAACGACGGCAAGGCUGAAGCCAUACAUCGGUUCUUCAGGCAGUCUGCAGCCAGCAUUACUGCAGUAUCGUGGCUGAGAGACAUUGGCCUCGGUGCAACAUGA
Molecule: messenger RNA, 1779 nt
Organism: Cladophialophora yegresii CBS 114405
Lineage: Eukaryota; Fungi; Ascomycota; Eurotiomycetes; Chaetothyriales; Herpotrichiellaceae
Exons: 3
Coding region: 1-1779 (592 amino acids)
Biological process (GO): adenylate cyclase-modulating G protein-coupled receptor signaling pathway
Cellular component (GO): heterotrimeric G-protein complex
Molecular function (GO): GTPase activity; G-protein beta/gamma-subunit complex binding; G protein-coupled receptor binding
Source: RefSeq, a predicted model, not a curated record